AUAAAAUCAAAAGGCUCUUGAUCAGAAACCAGCUAUUUCCCGACGUAUAAACAACCAAUCUGCAAUGGCGGCAAUUUUCACCACGGCGCACGUUAGCAUCUUUGCGCCUUCUCUGAACUCAACUCCACUGAAACACCACAAACGUGCGCCAAGAUGCGCAUUACCCUCCCAAAAAUGGACGGAGAGCAGGCGACUAGUCUCAAUUUCGCUCGUCCUCCUCCACUCUCUCUCCUCCCUUCCUCCUUAUGCAAAUGCCGCCACCAGCAAUCUAUUUGAUAGAUAUGUGAAAAGGAAAAAGCUUGAGCCUCUGGAGACCUAUGUGCCUGCUGUUAUAUUGACUCAGUUGCAAAUUAAAGACAUAGAGGAUAGCCUAGAAGUUGACCAGCCUCAAUAUGACAUCUACAGAUCAGUUUUACGGUCCGGCCCUGCUGCUUCAUUUCGUUCGAAUAUACGAGCUGUUGCAGAAUAUGCAUCUGAUGGUGGACAGGGCAAGGCUGCCUUUGAUGAUGUUGAACGGUGUCUCAGAGCUGUGGAUGAACUUGAUUCGCUGCUCCUACGCGCUUCAAGAAAUAACAAAGGCGCAUCUGUCAAGCUGAUGAAAGAAAAAAUUACCACUGCUGUGAAUGCAUUGAACAGCCUCCUCAAAACCGUGCCCACUGAUGUGCUAGAUAAAGCAAAUGCGAUUGCAGAUUCUUAUCGAAACCCAGAAAGCAACGACGUGCCUCAAGAGUUGGAUCAAGACUUGAAGGAAUUGCAAUCAAUCUUGUGAAAAAAAAACUUUUGAAACCCCAAAUCAAAAUGAAUGGAGAAAUUUCCCUUUUUCUUUUUUGGCAAUUCCAGUUAAUCGGGUAUACUAAAGUACUGAUUGAAGCAAGAUGUUUAGAACUUGUUUAGGGCAGACAAUACUCACGUGAAUUAUUAAUGGUAAUCCUAUAUUCUGUUCUCUACA
Molecule: messenger RNA, 949 nt
Organism: Spinacia oleracea (spinach)
Lineage: Eukaryota; Viridiplantae; Streptophyta; Magnoliopsida; Caryophyllales; Amaranthaceae
Exons: 7
Coding region: 65-769 (234 amino acids)
Source: RefSeq, a predicted model, not a curated record